Messenger RNA from Psammomys obesus (fat sand rat), 2109 nucleotides. RefSeq names its product solute carrier family 28 member 3 (gene Slc28a3). Gene Ontology annotation, biological process: pyrimidine nucleoside transport; purine nucleoside transmembrane transport. Gene Ontology annotation, cellular component: membrane. Gene Ontology annotation, molecular function: pyrimidine- and adenosine-specific:sodium symporter activity; purine-specific nucleoside:sodium symporter activity. The transcript is spliced from 18 exons. The record is from RefSeq and is a predicted model, not a curated record. Lineage: Eukaryota; Metazoa; Chordata; Mammalia; Rodentia; Muridae. The coding region runs from base 1 to 2109 and encodes 702 amino acids.
AUGUCCAGGGCAGACCAGGGAAAGGAUUCUCAGCCCAGUGGGAGCGAGAUGAGCAUCGAGCUGAGGCCAACAGCCCCCAGCAACCAGGGCCGGAGCAACGAAGCCUUCCAGGAUGAAGACCUUGGGGAACAGAACACGGGGAACAGCACCGUCCGGGGAAGAGUUGUACAAAGCAGGGAGCAAGGAAAUGCCAAACAGGGUGACACUCAAAUCACGAUUGAGCGGGAGUCUGUGGAGAACAAAGACGACAUGGAGGACGAUGACCAGGAAGAGCACCACAAAGGGUGUUUGGAGAGGAAGUAUGACACAGUUUGCGAGUUUUGUAGAAAGCACAGAACCGUCCUUCGGCGCAGCAUCAGGGGCAUUUUGUUGACUGGUUUCCUGGCCUUGGUGAUUGCAGCCUGUGCGCUGAACUUCCACAGAGCCCUGCCCCUUUUUGUGAUCACCCUGGUUGCCAUCUUCUUUGUUGUCUGGGAUCACCUGAUGGCCAGAUAUGAACACCGAAUCGAGGAGUUCCUGUCUCCAGGCAGAAGCUUUCUCAAUAGGCACUGGUUUUGGCUGAAAUGGGUGGUAUGGACCUCAUUGAUCCUGGCCGUUAUUUUCUGGUUGAUCCUUGACACUGCCAGACUGGGCAAACAGCACCUGGUAUCCUUUGGCGGACUCAUAAUGUACAUCAUCCUGUUGUUCCUGUUUUCCAAACAUCCAACCAGAGUUUACUGGAGGCCUGUGUUUUGGGGAAUUGGAUUACAGUUUCUUCUUGGGCUCUUAAUUCUAAGGACUAAGCCUGGCUUUAUUGCUUUUGAUUGGAUGGGAAAACAAGUUCAGACUUUUCUGGGGUUCACGGAUGCUGGAGCUAUGUUUGUCUUCGGUGAUAAGUAUACAGACCACUUCUUUGCAUUUAAGAUCCUGCCAAUUGUGGUUUUCUUCAGCACAGUGAUGUCCAUGCUCUACUACUUGGGACUGAUGCAAUGGAUUAUCAGAAAGGUCGGGUGGUUGAUGCUUGUCACCAUGGGGUCAUCUCCCAUCGAGUCUGUAGUUGCCGCUGGCAACAUAUUUAUUGGGCAAACAGAGUCUCCACUGCUGGUCCAACCGUAUCUGCCACAUGUCACCAGGUCAGAACUCCACACCAUCAUGACAGCUGGCUUCGCGACGAUUGCUGGAAGCGUUUUGGGAGCCUAUAUCUCUUUUGGGGUGUCAUCCACACACUUGCUAACCGCCUCAGUCAUGUCAGCGCCUGCAUCCCUGGCUGUGUCCAAACUCUUCUGGCCUGAAACAGAGAAACCCAAAGUAACCCUCAAGAAUGCCAUGAAAAUGGAGAACGGUGAUUCAAGGAAUCUCCUGGAGGCCGCGACACAGGGUGCAUCCUCAUCCAUCCCCCUGGUGGCAAACAUCGCUGCGAAUCUGAUCGCCUUCCUGGCCUUGCUGUCCUUUGUGAACUCAGCCCUGUCCUGGUUUGGAAGCAUGUUCGACUACCCACAGCUGAGUUUUGAGCUACUUUGUUCCUACCUCUUCAUGCCCUUUGCCUUCAUGAUGGGAGUCGACUGGCAAGACAGCUUUAUGGUCGCCAAACUCAUAGGUUACAAGACAUUCUUCAAUGAAUUUGUGGCUUAUGACCACCUCUCGAAACUGAUCAACUUGCGGAAAGCGGCGGGACCCAGAUUUGUAAAUGGUGUGCAGCAGUAUAUGUCGAUUCGUUCCGAGACCAUUGCGACCUAUGCCCUCUGUGGUUUUGCCAAUUUUGGUUCCCUAGGAAUAGUGAUCGGCGGACUUACAUCCAUUGCUCCGACAAGAAAGCGUGACAUCGCCUCUGGAGCGCUGAGAGCCCUGAUCGCUGGGACCAUUGCCUGCUUCAUGACGGCCUGCAUCUCGGGCAUUCUCUCUAGCACCCCUGUGGAUAUCAACUGCCAUCACAUUCUAGAGAGCACCAGCAGACUCAGCAACACGACCCAAGUGGUGUCUUGCUGCCAAAAUCUGUUGCAAAGCACUGUUGCCAAGGGACCAAACGAGGUCAUCCCAGGAGGAAACUUCAGCCUCUAUGCUUUGAAGACAUGCUGCAACCUGCUGAAACCAUCAACACUGAACUGUGAUUGGAUCCCUAAUAUGCCAUGA